Centropristis striata (black sea bass) is the source of this 918-nucleotide messenger RNA. RefSeq lists its product as uncharacterized. The coding region runs from base 1 to 717 and encodes 238 amino acids. NCBI's taxonomy places the organism in Eukaryota, Metazoa, Chordata, Actinopteri, Perciformes, Serranidae. The transcript has 4 exons. The record is from RefSeq and is a predicted model, not a curated record.
AUGACCAGCCGGAUCACCAGCCCCACUGCCCAGCCGGUUGCAGUUUCCGCUGUCCAGCAGGUCACCAGCCCUACUGCCCUGCCCGUUGCAGUUUCUGCUGUCCAGCAGGUCACCAGCCCUACUGCCCUGCCCGUUGCAGUUUCCGCUGUCCAGCAGGUCACCAGCCCUACUGCCCAGCGAGUUGCCAGUUCCACUCUCCAGAGGGGUUCAAGCCCCAGCUGUGAAGCCAUGUUCUCUAAACUUCUUACAAUGUUAGAGGAAAUUAAGGAGACCCAGAAGGUUCAUGGUAAGAUGCUAAAUGUCCUGCUGAAGAAGCAAGAUGGAUCAGAGGAGGUUCCUGAUGGAGUGGUCUUCCCGCUGCAAACUCAAGUAAAUGUUGAGGCUCUCGAGGAGAAACUGGGGGACCGCAGUCUAAUGUCUGCUGUUGUUGCCAUUGUUGCAGAUAUAGGGGGCACAAGUGUCGAUGAUGCAACAAGGCGAAUGAUGAAAUACAUUCUGUCAAACGAGCUGGCAUUGGAGUACAACAUGUUUGGCCGUCAUGGGAAAAAGAAGUUUAAGGACUUGGGUCUUUUCAACGUUGUGUAUGAGGCUCUAAAAAAGAACUCCUUGACAGCACAAGUGAACCAGCAGGAAGCGGAAAGGGCACUGUCCAAAUGGUUCACUGGGGCCAGGGACAGAGGCGGACGAAGAGCAGCCAGACAGCUGGUGCCAAAUUAAAUAGACGCCUGUCUCCUAGGUGGUGCGGCAGCUCUUGUUUGAGUUUUGUUUGUUAUUCUGUUAUGUUCCACACAACAUCCACACACACCAUACUUUCCAGACAUGCACAUCCCACACCACUGAUCUUACUGACUUUCACACCUCAUUUUAUUGUAUCAUUUAUUAUUUAUGUUAAAUAAAUAUGUUCCUUAUUUAUUUGAA